CCAGCUGCUCAAUGGGCGGUGUGAGAGGAGGCUGCGCGAGCACGGCGGCGCGGACGCCUUCCCUGCGCUCCUCCGCGCGCUUCAAACGCCUUUUAACGGAUUUCUCGCAAACGAGGUCUCCUGAGCGGCACGGGGACGCGAUGAGGGAUGUACCGUUAGCCCACAUUUGGCCAUUCGGUUGCCAUUUUUCUCGCUCGGCGACGUUAAAGCUGCAACCUGCCAAUUUCUGAAUUGGAAUUUCAAACACAGCAAAACAAAGGAAACUCUGGACAUAGCAGGAGUGGAGGAGCACCGAGGAGCACCGAGGAGCACCGAGGAACAUCUGGGGUUCGGUUUUCGACCAAGUCCAGUCGAGAUGAUUUGACCCUGCCCCUUUCCAUCUGACCAGUCCAGGAGAAGGCCCGCCCGUCCCAGUAGGAAUGCCCCCUCUGGCCCGGUGCCAAGCUCUGCCCGCUGCCACGCCCACUGCUCCUUUUCCUUUUGCCUUCCCACCCCCUGCCGCCAUCACCGCCAUCUGCAGGCUCCUGCACCAUGAAGGAUGAGGUCAUCAGCACCAAUGCGCUGGCCUGGCUGGUGUGCUCGGGUGUGUCCAUCCUGGCCAACGCCUGGGGCAUCCUGAGCGUGAGCGCCAAGCAGAAGAAGUGGAAGCCGCUGGAGUUCCUCAUCUGCACACUGGCCGGCACGCACAUCCUCAACAUGGGCAUCCCCAUCACCAUGUACUGCGUCAUCCAGCUCCGGCGCCAGCACUCCAGCUACGAAUGGAACGAAGGCCUCUGCAAGGUGUUCGUCUCCACCUUCUACACCCUCACCCUGGUCACCUGCUUCUCCGUCACCUCGUUGUCCUACCACCGCAUGUGGAUGGUGCGCUGGCCUGUCAAUUACAGGUUGAGCAACACAAAGAAGCAGGCCGUGCACACAGUUAUGGGCAUCUGGAUGGUCUCCUUCAUCCUGUCCACUCUGCCGGCUGUGGGCUGGCACGACACCAGUGAGCGCUUCUACGCCCACGACUGCCGCUUCAUUGUGACGGAGAUUGGCCUGGGCUUUGGUGUCUGCUUCUUGCUGCUGAUCAGUGGCAGCGUGGCCAUGGGCGUCAUCUGCAUCGGCAUCGCCCUCUUCCAGACCUUCUCCAUCCAGACAGGACACAACGUGGAUAAGAACAAGUUCAACGUGCCCACCAUUGUAGUGGAGGACGCGCAGGGCAAGCGCCGCUCGUCCAUUGAUGGCUCAGAGCCCAUCAAGACCUCUCUGCAGAUCACCUACCUUAUCAGUGGCAUCGUCUUUAUCUACGACUUCCUCACUGGUUUCCCCAUUCUGGUAGUGAGUUUUGCUAGUUUGAAGUACGACCGCUCCUACAGCUGGAUGGUGCUGUGUGUGCUCUGGUGCUCCAUAGCUCAGUCCAUCCUGCUCCCCAUGUUCCUCUGGGCCUGCGACCGAUACAGGGCUGACGUGAAGAUGGUCUGGGAGAAAUGCGUGGCCAUCAUGUCCAACGACGACGUGGACGAAGAAAACAGCCAGGAUGGAGGCAUUCAUCCGGACUUAAUAUAUGACAGACCAUAUGACUAUAGCUCUGCUGCUGAUAUCAUGACGGUAGACCGUAUUGCCAAGUACGAAUUCUCGACCUUAGAAAGGGGGGUCUCCCAGGGUUAUCCAUUGAGGGAGCCUCAGGAAGAUAAAAUGCACUAUUUGCAGGUGCCCCCUACAAGAAGAUACUCCCACGACGAAACCGACAUGUGGACCACCGGGCAGAUCCCUUCAUACCUGCAUCGCUGGGGCUCCACCGAGGACAUGGUGGGGAUCCCGCAGUACAGCUUGCCGCGCCACGAGAGGCGGCGGAGCAGCCUGGUGUCCUACCACGAGGAGAGCCGCCCCCAGCGCAUACGCCGGAGGUCCGAGGACACACACUCACUCAAGCAGCUGCCGCGCGUCGAACGCUAUGAGGACGACUUCAAGUGCUUCAGCCGUGACGAGGUGGUCAACUUCAUUGAUGAGACACCGCUGGCCAGCCCAAUGAGGAGCCCGCGGCGAGCCUCCGCUGUCUCGCUUGUGCCCGACGCCUCGUAUGAGCAGCACGUCAUCCUGCUGCCGCACUUCCCGCUCACACACUUCGAGCGCGAGCCUCAGGCCCUGCGGCGCAGCUCCGAGCACAUCAAGGGUUCCCGCAGUGAACUGGCUCAGGAGUCACCCAGGAAUCAGAGCGAAUUCUGCGGCGAUAACAAGGGGUGCCGUGAGCACCGGCGGGACACCAAGCGUGUGCAUGAAGCGGUCCUUCCGGGCCAGGGCGUGCGGACAGAGGUGCACUCACCGCUCAGGGGAAAAACAGGACAGACGGAGGCACUCACCUGGGCAGUGGACAACAAGCAGCAUGUGACUAAGGGCGAGAGCAAAGGAAGCACAAAUAGUUUCUUAAACUCGGCGGCCACAUCCACGGGUUACGUCACAUUUCACGAUUCCAUAGGAUCGACAAGCUAAGGAGCCUAAGGCAGUUUUGUUAUUGUAUGUCAUGAUAAAUCUCUUAAUCGAUAUUAGUAUUAACGUCAUAACUAUACAAGUGGAAUGUUUUUGUAAUCUAGGCACUCCUUGAGGAGUGGUUGACGGGUCGAGGCAGAGAGACGUUCUUUUCUAGCUAUUUUAUUAAAUGUUACAAGCAUAUGUAACAUUGUGCUCUGUAUCGCAUACUUUGGAGUUGAUAUGUCAGGAGCCAGUUCGCUUUGGAGCUUUCUUGUUCAGUUUCGUCUUGGCAUUUCAUAAAGAAUCAAGUCGGGAGUAGAAAAGGCCUCUUGUUCAGCAGUGUAUAGCUUCUGUUUACAAUCAUGCACUAGCAACACAAUUUUUUAUCUGAUAUUCCACUCUUUCCAGUGUUUUUGUUGUUUCUGAUUACGUGACGUGUUUUUUUUUUUUUUUUUUAGUAAUGGAAUAAAUGUACAGUAAUCAUAUGAUUUGCAUCAAAAAAGCAAGGCUCUCCUACUGGAGUCCAAUAUUUUCCAAAGCAUUUUUACUUCACACUUACACAGUUAUAAAUUAUUUGUGUUUAUAACAAAACAUACUGAAGCUAAAGUUGCAGAUUACGUAUCAUCAUCACACCCCAAGUUCUCUGCUAUUCAGUGAACUGUAAUAAGGAAUCUGGAGAGAGAUCAAAGACAUAUUGUUUUUAAUUUGUUCUGUAAUUAGGAGAAAAUGUGUAAUUAGCUUUUAUGGAUCAUUCUACCGAAUUAGUUUAAAAUCAGAGUUGAUAACACAUUUCAGACUUUUAGCUGACUUGAUCUUACACUGAAGUAGGUUGACUUUGACCCUAUACCUUUUAUUUAUUUUCAUUUGUUUUAUUUGAAAGAGUUAAUAUUCCAUAUUCCAAAGCAGUCAAAACACUACUGAGACAUUUUCAAAUGCAAAUUAAUGCGUCAUAAUUUUCUUUACUGUGUUACAGUUUGAACUGAUCUAGUAGAAUGAUUCAUACAGUAUACCGGGAGGUAAAAUGUCCCCCUCCCACAAGUUCAUUUAUACAGAAAAUGACUAAAUUCCGUUUUCAAGUUUCUUCUGGUUCUUAUGGUUUUGGGUGCCUGAACAUAUUAAUAAGUCAUUAUUUAUUGUGAUGCAGUAUCUUACUCUACUGAGACAAAAUCCCCUGUGUUCCUCUAAGCUCUGUUUAUACAGUUUGAAGCUGUAAAACAGUGCAAGAUGUAAUACUUGUUACAUUUAGGUUCAUGUCAUAUCGGCACAGAUUCUAACUAUGUCAGAUAAAGCCGUAUGUAGGCUUGCUGUAAAGUUAAGCCAUGGAUUACAUCUGUACAGUCGUAUGCAAACAGAGGUGAAAUUAGUAAAACAGACCUUACAAAGAACACACGUCUGCAUGUUUUAAUGGACAGUCCUUGUUUAUUUGCUGAAUGAAACAUAUUGAAGAAAAAAUAAAACAUAAAAUGUGGCCUGUGGAAAAAAAAUGUAAUUCGUUUUUUAAAUAAAAUGUUUCAUUCAACCACUUAAAAUCCCAGGGUUAUUACACACUAAGACGUGUUAUUCAGUAACUACAGGGACUUCAAUGAAAACUGGUUGAGCUGUUCUUAAGUUAAGCAUGUAAUAAAACUGGGCCUGCCAGCUGGCCAUGUAAGAGGUUAAUUCCCUCUAUAGGAUGUAUUAACUGGUUCUCACCUCAAAAAUAUGACAGAAGGUGUUCAAACAUUUGCAUACAACUGUAAACUUUAUUCCAUGAUUGAAGGGGAAUGCCUUUUUUUUUUUUUUUUUUUUUCAAAAAUGUGUGCAUGAUCGAAUCAUCAAAGUGGAAACGAAAUCAUUUAGUGGUUUGAUGUGAAACAGUUCAUUGUAGAGAAACUUACCAAGAUUUUCUUUACAGUUGCAGUGAAGGGAGCCAGGGGUCACAAUGUUUACAGCACACAUGCCAUUGAGUUGUUCUAUGUAAUGUUGAUAACGGUGAACUAAUGAUAAAAAAGAAGUUUUCUUUCAGUGCUAUUUUGCUCUAUUAUGCCCUGCACUGUUAAAAGAUUUACUGCAGUUACCAGCAGUUAACAGAACAAGAAGUUGUGUUGACCGGCUCACAAUUUUAAAGCAGCCGGUUAACUCAUGUAUUUGAGCUAAAACACUAUUUUUACAGUGUCAAUAUAACUGUCUGCUUUUUUUAGGCCUAUAUUUUAUCUUAAAGUUACCUUAAAAUGUCUCAGAAAUAAGGCAACAUAUUCGCAACCAUUUAGUAAGAACUUUCUGUGAGGUAGCUUUAUAGGCGUUCAGACGUCUGAUGCGUAUCACUACCACUCUGAAUAAUUCAUGGCUGGACCCUUUUACACCUAAUUUGUUUGGCACAAACCUAUAGAACUUUUUCUUUAGUUAAGUCUAUUUUGACAGGUCCACGACUCUGAGGUAGAAGCGGCUUAGAAAAGUGUGUGUGUGUGUGUGUGUGUGUGUGUGUGUGUGUGUGUGUGUGUGUGUGUGUGUGUGUGUGUGUGUGUGUGUGUGUGUGUAUUUUGACAAGUGUGAAACACGCUGUACUUGGAUUGGGUCUCUGUUCGCUUCCAUGAUCACAUUUUUAUGUUUUCUAGCAACACGUUUCAUUUUGGCACAUGGAUAGUAGAAAGUAUUUAUUGGUCUGGCAUCUUCAAAAGUGACAGUAACUGAGCAGAAUUUCUGACCAAUAACUAAUAAUGGUGCACCUGAGCCUUUGCAGUGAAAUGAAACUAACUGAAACAAACAAACAAAAAAAAAUACAAUAUCACAAAAACCCAAACUAGGUGUGAAAAUUGCCAAAGUUUCUAAAGGAAGCCAGAUUUCACAUCAAACCCUCUGAAUGAUUUUGCUUACAUCCUGACCUUUUAAAUAUGCAGAAAUUGUGAAAAAUGUGUUCAUUGUACACAUAAUUCACAUGUAAGGAGCAAAAAAUGUACAACUGAAAAAAAAUUCAACGUCAUGUCACAGUGAGGAAUGCUGACGAAUGUCCUGCUUCACUGAAAUUAAGUCAUAUUUUAUAUUCACUUAAGUUUUAAAACUUCAGUACUUCAAAUUCCAAUUGAAGAUUCAUUCACAGGCUGAUUUACUCCAAAUGAAUUUGUUUUCUUCUGAAACGUGUUGGGCUGUGUUUAAGGAAAUGUACACAUCUAAAAAAAAAGCAGUUUCUUUGUUCAUCAUAGAGUGCUGGGUGCUUUCCUCCCAUCGUUCCCUGCACACAAUGGGUUAUUAUUGCUAUUUGGUGUAUUUCUGUCUUAUAUAUAUCUUAUAACAUUCCAAAAAAAUGACUUAAGAAUAACGUUUUUUAAUAUUUUUUGAGGGUUUGUAGACUUCGCCGCUUGCUGCCAGCAUAUGUUUUUGGAACGUUUAUUACAGCCAAACACUUCAAAAUCUGGUGCUUGAUAUUUUGGCAGCUUCGGAUGAAUUUGUUGUUAUUGGUUGCCCUUGAGGUUUCAUACAAGAAUCUGACACUGCCUUUUUCUAUAUUCCAGACCAGACCAUCCAUUUUUUUCUAAAUUAAGAUCUACCACAAGAGUCUUCCUUGUUCUGUCUACUCUGAGUGGCUUCUAGCUAACCCGUAGGUCUCAUUUUUAGUUCUCCAUUGGCGUUUUGGCAUAGAUUUGUUUUAAAUCUGUCAUUAUCGAAGGAAUGACUUCGAAAUGAAUGUAUUCACAUUGGAUUGGUACGUGGAUAUUCAUUAGUCAACUUGAAAUGGGUCUGUUAUCUGAGCCUUAGCUAUGUUCCACCUAGAUCACCUUCCUCCUCACUUUUGUUUCUUGAAAAACUAUAAGAUGUAGCACUAAUGCUUUGUAAGGCACUUUGACACUCGCAUCUCAAAUCUGGUAUGAUGAUCCACUUUGUAGUAGCUUAAUGCUUGCAGUCUCUUAAAUUAGGGCAUUCCAGAUGUCACUGUUUCAGUCUCCCACUUUAAUGAAACAAAUAUGUUGAACUGAAGAAGCUUUACAGUUUUUCCGACGUCACAAGGUAUGCGUUUAUUUCCGCUUGUUCAUGUGCAAACAGGCUCUUUUUAGUCGUUCCAUGUGACGUUCUUUUAAAGUUGAAUAUAAAGUUUUUAUUUUGUAUCAUAUCUGAGACUAAAGAUGUCUUUCUGGUAAAUGAAUUAACAGCGUUUGAUGUUUUGUUGCUCAAAUGAUGGUCAUUAUUUUUCUCUUUUUUUGUAAAGUGAAGUACAAAGAGGACAUGCCAGUUGUUUGAAAUCGUUGGAACUGUAUUUGCCGUUUGUAUCUGUAAAAGAUUCUCCAAAAUCUCAACGAUGUUUUGAGGUUCUGGGGCAGAAUUCUGAGAUGUGAUGGAGAGAUACACCUCGAAUUUCAGCGAUCAUACCUUUUAAAAUAUUUAAAAAAUGAUUGCUGAAAUGAUUAUUAAAAAUAAAUCAAAUGUUUGAA
Messenger RNA from Pygocentrus nattereri (red-bellied piranha), 6851 nucleotides. RefSeq names its product probable G-protein coupled receptor 153. Gene Ontology annotation, biological process: G protein-coupled receptor signaling pathway. NCBI's taxonomy places the organism in Eukaryota, Metazoa, Chordata, Actinopteri, Characiformes, Serrasalmidae. The transcript is spliced from 6 exons. Bases 532 to 2469 code for a protein of 645 amino acids. Gene Ontology annotation, cellular component: membrane. The record is from RefSeq and is a predicted model, not a curated record. Gene Ontology annotation, molecular function: G protein-coupled receptor activity.